Messenger RNA from Coregonus sp. 'balchen', 42239 nucleotides. NCBI's taxonomy places the organism in Eukaryota, Metazoa, Chordata, Actinopteri, Salmoniformes, Salmonidae. The record is from the annotation of a GenBank genome assembly.
UGUUGUGCUCUGAGACUGGGCUGGGAGGAGGAGGAGGAGGAGGAGGAGGUGAGGGGGUUUCCUUGCAGACGUAGGCUGUGAUGUAGCUAGAGUAACUGAAGACUGGAGUGGAGCAGCAACAAUGACGUUGCUCAGGUCGUGUGAUUGUGAGUCACUCUGCAUCAUGGGGAGGCCGGUGGCUGGUCCUCCUCUGCCCUGACACACAGCAGAGAGACACUGUGUCUUUGUGGGUCUGUGGGUCUGCAUGCCUGCCUGUCAGCUUACAGGGAGAGGGACCAGAGCAGGGCUAUAUGUCAGACUGCACUGAACAUAAGUGUAGUGGCUCUGAGGUCAAGCCAGCAGCACUGUACUGUACUGCAGUGUAUGUGAUUGGAACACCCACAUCUCAAUGGAUCCCUUGCCAAGCCGCUCUUAGUAGUGGUUGGUCCAAACGGUUUCUGACACUUGGCCAUGCAUAGAAUUCUUUAUAAAUUUUUCAACUAAACCUUGACACUGUAUAUUUACUAUAACUUUGUAACAAGCAAGCUGAAACUGCUGUUGAGAUACAGUCCUCAUCUGACCUCAGCCUGAGACUUAGCUAUAAGGCUUUAUUCUGUAGAUAAGUAGUACACAUUGUAACUAACAAUGUGUUUCACAUUGUUGUGGUGGUAUGUGGGCUUGGACUGGUAUGUAGCUGCUCUGGUUUGUUUUCCCUACUGUAGUGUUUCACCACAGGCAGGCAGAGACUGGCGUGGGCGGAGUGCUGGGUGCUGGGUGGUGGGCGCAGGGCGUCCUCAGGAGCCUUUCCCCAGCUGGUGGGCAUUAUGAACGGGUCCUAGUGCGCCAUAAUCACCAUCUAUUUUACCGUUAUUGAUUGAGCUACAGCUUAAUGCCUUUAUGGACAAUUUGGGGGUUUUAAUUCCAUGGAGAUUUCUUUCUUUGGUGGAAAUGUGCUGUUAAUCUACAAGAAGUUGACUCACAGAGGGCUGCAUGCCUUAACGAGGCUGCUUAUGAAAAAGUAGGAAUGUUUGUGUUUUUUUAUCCUCGUGUUUACCACAUUACAUUUACAGAGUCAUUUGACAGGUUUCCUGUGGGCCAUUCAAACAGGGUUCCCAGCUUUGCUCAUAACUUCAGAGCUUUGAUGGAGGAAAUGAAAAGUGUUGCAUUUGUUUGCUACUUCAAUAACCUACUUCGAGGCUGCAUGGUAGAAUCCGCUGGCUAUCACAGGAUUGCCUGCCUGCCCAUCUUCCUCAACCUCUUCCCUCUUCUCUCCUGUCUGCGACCCCCCCCCACCCCCCCGUCCUGUUUCCUAACACGUCACUCCUGGUGAAUCAGGAGACUCCACCAAGGCCAGAGUUCAGUUUCCUGAGAGACUAAUCUCUUGCACUUGACUCAUGCACAUUUCCUCCGGAUGUCGUGAACUGUGAUAGAGUUUUUUGGCUUCCUUCCUUCCCUUUCCACCAGUGUCACAGUGCUCAGUACAAAACAAUCCGGUAGAGCGGAGUGCUCUUGGUCCAGCAGAGAGCUCUGUACAGGCUACAGAACAUUCAGUACUGUGAGCAUAGUGCCUUGGCUCAGGAAACGCUGUCUUCUCGAUCAGUGUUGUUUGGUUUGACCAAAGUGACGGUUGGUAACCCAGGAACUACUGUGUUUCAUUUUGAAAAAUGCACAUUGGUGGACCUGGCUAGACUUUCCUUCUUUCUCCCUUCUCUCCUGCCAUGUUCCACUACAGUGGGUUCCCUGUGUAUGGGUUAUACACCUCUAGGAGUCCAAAGUCAAAGAACUCUGUUUGUGUUUCCGUGUCUGGUUCUUUAACAGUUAUUUUGUGUUUAUCUUGGCAGACGUCCAAGUGAAAGGUGUGUUUUAUUUGCUCUAUCAUUACUCAUAACCUUCCUGUACCGGCACAGUCAUUGGCCUCCUGCCAACAGACAGUAAUAUCCUCGCCCCCGCAUGUCUGGACCAAUCAGGGUUGAUGUUAGGUUAAGCCCUGUCAAUUUAUUGUCAAGUUGGAGGCUCUUUGGAACCCACCUGAUGCUGUUACUUGGUAAAGUGCUUUGGGCAUGGGGGAGUCCUGAUGAUCACAAAUGAUGGAUUAUGUUUCAUCUUGUACCAUCACCUUGUGAUCUUAAUCCCUGUCUGUCGGUUUGUGUUGGGCAGGAUUGGGGUAAUUAAUCUGGACAGCUGGUAAUGCCAGCCAGACCACCGUCCAUCUCCAGUCCAUCGCAUGCUCUGUUCAUCGGAUUAAUAACGUUUUUAUGGCAUUCUUCAUCUUGGACUUGUUUUUUAAACUGAUCAUCAACAGAAAUGUAUGUAAUUUGGAAGUAUUUGCUGAACUCCCUCCCACACAGGCAGCGUGUGGUGGAGUACUUGGUGUGCUUGAUUCCUGCUCAAGCUGUAGCCUAGCUCUCACCUUUUUUCUCUGAUUUUUCUCUCAGGCUCCAGGCGCUUUCUUUGUUAUCUGAAAAAAUGUAUAAAUACAUCUCUAAAUCACUAAAAAUAGAUCACAAAAUCCUGGUUAACAACUUGGCAGCGUAUUGGGACAUGUAAUCCAAUCAUGUCAUUCAUGCAGCAAUAAGCUCAAUUGUGCAGUAAGGGAGAGCUGUUUGUGGUGUAAGUGUGUGAGAGAGAAACAGAGUGGAAGUGAGAACGUGUGUUUUCAUUUCCUCCUCUUCCUUCUGCACCCUCGACCCUCUCCUACUCUGGCCAUUCUUCCAGCCCAUGUGUCAUCUGUGUAGGCCUGUCGGUCUGUCUAUCCCAGUGCCUGUGUGUAGCUGAUUUCUCUCCUCUCUCUCCCCUCCUGAGUCAGCAGGAAUGUGAGGAAUGACCUGACCUUUCCCACCCUACUCUUGUCUGCCCAUUUUUAGGCAUGACCGACUUUCUCUUUUUCCUUCAUUCCUCUCUCUCCUUCUGUCAUUCUAUCCCACCAUUAACUACUAAUGUAUUUUGCCUCCCACCUCUCCUUCCCUCCCCCUCAUUCAUAUCCUUUCUCCUCUCUUACCUUCUCUCUGUUUCUACUCCUCUUACACAUUUUCUCCUCAGUCAGCUCAACACUCCAAAUUUCUCCCAAUUAUAUGGGAGCCCCCUUGAGCAAGAGGCGCUUGGCUCUAUAUUCUACCAAACCACAGAGAGGCCUCGAAUCCAGAGACCCCGUCCCUCCCCUGGAAGAGUACUGUACCUCCUCUGGUUCCUCCUUUACGAUUCACAGGGCUGUUCAUGGGUGGCCUGUUUGAUCUCCAGUUUACAACACCCCCUGCCCUCACACUCCUACUGUAAGUUAGCACACUAUGACAUGCCUAGGCCAUGUGGGCUGUUCUAGGAAAGUGUUAGGUCUCCCAGUGCAGUCUGUCUGCCAGAGGAAAUGGAGCUCUUCAUCCCUUGUGUGUUUGUUGACAGGUUCCUGCUGUAAAUGCUGGAGUAGAGCUCUGCAACCUGUCAUACCUGACAGAGGACUGCUUCCUCUCCUCCCUCUUCUCUCCCUUUUUGGUCUUAAUUUAAGGUUAGGGUUAGGGUUAGGUAUAAGGUAAGCAGUGUGGUUAAGGUUAGGGUUAGGUUUAAAGUCAGAUUUUAUGACUUUGUGGGUGUGCCGGCUAGUGACUACCCUGCAGAGCUGCCUCCAGUACAUUAGUCAUCCCAAUAAAUGCCAACCUGCUUAAUGCAGUUGGCUUUCACGGCUUCUGUGUGUCACGAUCGUCAUUCAUAGAGGAGGACCAAGGCGCAGCGUUGAAUGCGAACAUUUUAUUUAUUAGAAUGAUCACACGAUCAAAACAACAAAACGAAAACGUGACGUCCCUGGUUACAUAAACAAACCAACACGGAACAAGAAACCACAAAUAAUGAAUGCCUAACGGCUACCUAAGUAUGACUCCCAAUCAGAGACAACGAGCUACAGCCGUCUCUGAUUGGGAGCCACCCUGGCCAACAUAGAUAUACAACAACUAGAACAUAAACAAAUGAAAACUCACACCCUGGCUCAACAUACUAGAGUCCCCAGAGCCAGGGCGUGACAGUACCCCCCCCUAAAGGCGCGGACUCAGACCGCGCCAGCCAAAUACAACAGGGGAGGGACCGGGUGGUCACUCCGCCUCGGCGGCGGAUCCGGCUCCGGACAUGACCCCCACUCCUUCUCUAACCCCCCAAAGUACCCCUGGUCCGGUCUGGCCCUGCUGACCAGAGCUGAACUGAACACUGGUGGAGCGGGUUGCUCUAGCUCCGGCGUGACGCAGCACCUGACCGGUGCCGGACCCGCCACCGGUGGAACAGGCACGGGCCGUGCCGGACUGACGACGCACACCACUGGCUUGGUGUGGGGAGCAGGAGCGGGCCGAGCCGGGCUGACGAAACGCACCACUGACUUGGUGCGGGGAGCAGGAGCGGGCCGGACCGGGCUGACGAAGUGCACCACUGACUUGGUGCGGGGAGCAGGAACGGGCCGUGCCGGGCUGACGACGCGCACCACUGACUUGGUGCGGGGAGCAGGAACGGGCCGGACAGGGCUGACGAAACGCACCACUGACUUGGUGCGGUGAGCAGGAAUGGGCCGGACUGGGCUGGCGACGCGCACCACAGACUUGGUGCGGAGAGCAGGAACGGGCCGAACAGGGCUGACGAAACGCACCACAGACUUGGUGCGGGGAGCAGGAACAGGCCGGACCGUACUGGGAACACACACCACUGGCCCUACGUGGGGAUCAGGAACAGGCCGGACCGGACUGGCAACACACGCCAGUACCUCUCGCCGUGCCUCUACAUCUUCCACCCCCUCUUCGACCAGUGGCCCCCGUAACCUGGCGGCCUCCUCUGCCAAUCCGCUGGGCCGCUCUGCCGCGGUCUCCUGCUGGCCCGUCGUCCACGGCGUUAGCCCCCCCCUAAAAAUUUUCUGGGCGUCUCCCCUACCCGUGGACCAGGUCUCCAUGUCCCUCGCCAGCCUUUCGCCCUUCUGCCACAAUGUCAAGCCCUUCUCUUCCUCACUCGGCUUGACCCAGUCGAGGAGGCGAAGGAGAUCUGUUAGGGAUCUCCCUGGCGAUGGCUCCUGGACACGCUGCUUGGUCACAUCUUGGUGGUUUCUUCUGUCACGAUCGUCAUUCAUAGAGGAGGACCAAGGCGCAGCGUUGAAUGCGAACAUUUUAUUUAUUAGAAUGAUCACACGAUCAAAACAACAAAACGAAAACGUGACGUCCCUGGUUACAUAAACAAACCAACACGGAACAAGAAACCACAAAUAAUGAAUGCCUAACGGCUACCUAAGUAUGACUCCCAAUCAGAGACAACGAGCUACAGCCGUCUCUGAUUGGGAGCCACCCUGGCCAACAUAGAUAUACAACAACUAGAACAUAAACAAAUGAAAACUCACACCCUGGCUCAACAUACUAGAGUCCCCAGAGCCAGGGCGUGACACUGUGUGUGCCUGCACACAUGUACACUUCCUGUCUCUGUAUAGUAAAACACCUCUAACAGAUGGAGCAACUUGAGGAUGAGCACACAAAAAAAUUUCUUGAGGCAAGCCGAAGUCUACACCCCUUCGACGGUGAUUGGUCAACAGUAGGGAUUCUUUAAGUGUUUUGUCAUUCAAUUGUUUUCAUACACAUUUUUCACUUGAGAAAUACUGCCCCAAACAUCUUAUUUAGAUGUAAAAUUGCGCGACUAAGAACUCCUCGGCAAAAACGUACAAAUUAAUGACAGAUUUCUUGAGUUAUCUUAGAUUAAUUCUGACUAUUUUGAGUAAGUGUAUACUGGUUACGAUGUCUCAAAAUGGACAAACAGUACUAUUGCCGCUUUUUUCUCGUUUUUUCAAGUGAAGGUCUUUUAAGGGAGUAUACGAGCACACUCAUUCGGUUCGGCUAGGUUUCAGCCAGACUGAAGCAUGCUAACACCUUCAGCCUGGCCCAGCCUCUCUCCUAGAGCCCAGUAUGUUUACAGUCAGCCUGGCCCAGCCUCUCUCCUACAGCCCAGUAGGUUUACAGUCAGCCUGGCCCAGCCUCCUUCCUACAGCCCAGUAGGUUUACAGUCAGCCUGGCCUAGCCUCUCUCCUAGAGCCCAGUAGGUUUACAGUCAGCCUGGCCCAGCCUCUCUCCUAGAGCCCAGUAGGUUUACAGUCAGCCUGGCCCAGCCUCCCUCCUACAGCCCAGUAGGUUUGCAGUCAGCCUGGCCCAGCCUCCCUCCUACAGCCCAGUAGGUUUACAGUCAGCCUGGCCCAGCCUCCCUCCUACAGCCCAGUAGGUUUACAGUCAGCCUGGCCCAGCCUCUCUCCUAGAGCCCAGUAGGUUUACAGUCAGCCUGGCCCAGCCUCUCUCCUAGAGCCCAGUAGGUUUACAGUCCGCCUGGCCCAGCCUCCCUCCUACAGCCCAGUAGGUUUACAGUCAGCCUGGCCCAGCCUCCCUCCUAGAGCCCAGUAGGUUUACAGUCAGCCUGGCCCAGACUCUCCUACAGCCCAGUAGGUUUACAGUCAGCCUGGCCCAGACUCUCUCCUAGAGCCCAGUAGGUUUACAGUCCGCCUGGCCCAGCCUCCCUCCUACAGCCCAGUAGGUUUACAGUCAGCCUGGCCCAGCCUCCCUCCUAGAGCCCAGUAGGUUUACAGUCAGCCUGGCCCAGACUCUCUCCUACAGCCCAGUAGGUUUACAGUCAGCCUGGCCCAGCCUCUCUCCUAGAGCCCAGUAGGUUUACAGUCAGCCUGGCCCAGCCUCCCUACUACAGCCCAGUAGGUUUACAGUCAGCCUGGCCCAGCCUAUCUCCUACAGCCCAGUAGGUUUACAGUCAGCCUGGCCCAGACUCUCUCCUAGAGCCCAGUAGGUUUACAGUCAGCCUGGCCCAGCCUCUCUCCUACAGCCCAUUAGCUCAGCAGCAGCUGGGAGACUGUCUGUUUCUCAUCCUCUGGUCCAUGCUCAGGUCGUCCUCACUUUGUGCUUUAUUGAAGUUAAAUCACUUGUCACCAAACUAUAAAACCUCAUAUAAGCCCCACUGACCCCAUGACUCCCCACCACACUGUGGAAGCUAAGCCACGGCCCAACUUCAGCAACAGCACAACGCUGCCUGGCUCUCACAGAGCAAUAUACUACUGACACUUCCUUCUGCUCACUCUCCAUGUUAAACCUCCUUUUGAUUAUUUAAGAAAGCAGGGAAUUAUUUAUUAUUAUUAUUUAAGUUUCCCAUGGCAGGCUGGGGAGAAGAGAAGAGGGUAGGGCCUGUUUCCCAUGGCAGGCUGGGGAGAAGAGAAGAGGGUAGGGCCUGUUUCCCAAGGCAGGCUGGGGAGAAGAGAAGAGGGUAGGGCCUGUUUCCCAAGGCAGGCUGGGGAGAAGAGAAGAGGGUAGGGCCUGUUUCCCAAGGCAGGCUGGGGAGAAGAGAAGAGGGUAGGGCCUGUUUCCCAAGGCAGGCUGGGGAGAAGAGAAGAGGGUAGGGCCUGUUUCCCAUGGAGGGACUGGGAUGAACUUGAAGAGGCUGUUCCAGAGGGGCUCCGCCUGCCCUGCCCUGCCCUGCCUGCCCUGCCCUGCCUGCCACAGUGGUUUGACUUUACAGGGCAGAGGGCAUAAAGUGAUAUAAGCAGAUUCAAUAUAAUUCCAAUGCAAGAACCCCCCCAUAAUUGUGCCACCUCACCGAUUUUAACUGCCCCCUUAGUGACAUUAUCCUGGUGCUGGGUCUAUCUAUUAGAUGUGUGUGUCCCAAUGUGCUUGCUCUCCAUUGCUGACACUCCUGCUCUUCCCCUCUGUGUGUGUAGCUGGAUGGGACGAUGGACCUGGAUGAGCGACGGCUGAUCCGUUCAGCCAUCAGAGAGCUGAGGAGGAGAGAGAUAGAGGACAUGGAGGCAGCCUUGGCCAGCAAACGCUUCCGGCCCAAACACCUCAACCAGAAUGAUGACAAAGAGAACCAACUCACAAAUAGGUGAGCCUCCUGAAUCUGAAUACACACACUUGCACAUGUGCACACAUACCCAUUACCCAUGACAGAUUGUGCCAGUCCAGAUGAGCUGCCUGGAAACUCUUUGAGACAACAAGCACACAAACCCAGAUGCAGCACUCCCUCUCCUUCUCCAGGGAGGCCUUCUGGGAAGUUGAGCCAUAACACUGCAGAUCUGGAAAAACCAUGACAGGGAGUCCAUAAAAACAGGGGAGGUGGAAGAACUCAUUUGCAAUUUUUCAUUAUGCAAAUACACACCUGUGUAGGCAUAACGUUGAAUAAUAAUUGGUAUGUACUGUAUGUAUUCUCAUACAUUUACUCAUACCUUUAAUGUGAUAUUCCUAACAGGAUCACUGUCAUGUAGCCUACAGACAAAUGCACACCCAUUCUAUUAGGUGCCUACCAGCCAUAUCCCUGGAGGUAAAGACGUCAAUACAGUCGUUUGCGGGUAUUUUAUUUAUUUGUAUUUCAUUAGUGUUUAUUGACCCGUUACAGCAGGCUUGAACGUUUUACCGGUUCAGCGAUGCGCAGCCGCCAGGACCCGUCACGCCACGUAGCCAUAGCAGACGGAAAAACUGACGACUCUGCAGUCGUCGUCUCCUGUCGCCUCCUGUCAUCUGUUUAUUACACCAGCUUGUUUUUCAUUAGAAUCCAAUUAGAAACAGGACUAACAGGAUAACAACAUCCCUUUGUGUGCCAAUCAUCAUCAUUGUACUUUUUAUUAGUUUUCAUUGGGCUGUAAUGGUAGUGAGUGAGUUCAGGCUGGAGCGUCUAGGCCGAGCCCUGUGGGCCAUGCUGGCUUGCUGCUCCUCUCUGCUAAUUAAUGACUGUCUUUACUACAGCAGCUUUACUGCAGCCAGCCAGGAAGGGCCCCAGCAGACAGCUGCUCCUAGUUGACUCCUGUUCUGGGCUGCACUUCAGACUUCACAGAUCCACAACAUGAGGAGGACACUGGCCCUCCUACAUCUCUACUCCUACUGGAUCACAUUAGGAACAAUGACUGUUAAAUGAGUUCCGUUUGCUGGGUAGUUGGAUUACUUGGGUUACAAAAAUAACAGAGGUGCCCCUUUUUAAAGCUGGAAGAAUAUGUCUAUUAACCACAUGCAUGCACGUGUCCGUACAGGCUCACACACACACACACACACACACACACACACACACACACACACACACACACACACCACAGAAAGCCUCCUGAAAGCAACAUUAUCCUUUUCGACUCACUGCAGGAAUGUAAAAUAUUAUAUUCCAAGUUCCACACAUCCUCCAAUCCCAAUGAGGCGAGGAGAGAGGGAAAGAGAGGGGGAAUGAGUCAGAGAGGAAGAGAAAAAGAGGCAGAGAGAUGGAGAGAUAUAUGAGGAUCGAGAGGCGGAAGAAGUUUUUGCCAGGCUAUGUGCUUCUCUCUCCUUUACGUGUCUAUCAUGCGGUCACUUUUUCCAGGCUGGAUUUGGGAAUCUUUUUCUCCGAAAAUUUUUUUUCUUCCCGGCCAAGACAAUCUGUCUGGCGUCUUGAAUUACUCCACCGCCUGCCCGUCACACGCUAGUGGAGCCAGUGAGGCCCACAACACUGCAGGAUGCCUCUGAAUGUGGAUUACACCGCCCUUCUGGCAACCCUAACACGUGUACAGGGUCAAGCAUCACCAACUACCAUAAAAGCAGCACUCUGAUGUGUCAGUGUGUGUUUCUGUUUGUGUGUCUGUAUCUCAGGUCAGAUUCGGGUGACUCCCUAAACGUGCUCGCUGUGAAACUACAAACCAUCCAGGACAUUGAGGAACUGACUGGACUGGUGAGGACAGUGAUGUACACCACACACAUUACUUGUGAAUUUACAGUUAGACAUCAAUAUCAAUCUUUCACAAACCUCCAUGCACAUACUGCCCUAGAUUAGUAAAUACAUGACAAGUCAGCCAGUCUCGCUCAUCCGUUUCUGUAUCUCUCUAUGUGGCCCUCUGAGUUUGUCUCCCCAUCCACAUGAAUGGUUCUGAGCAUCACUCUCCCUGUGUUGUGAUGGCUGUCCUGUCUGUGUGUUCCAGCUACGCGGGGCCACUGCAUAUGAGGAGAGGAAACUGAUCAGAGCUGCCAUCCGCCGCCUCCGAGACGAGGAGCAGCAGGGUGAGUACAGAGGAGGAGGAGAAGGAGCUGGAGGUAGAGGAGAAGGAGAAGGAACAGAGAGGAGGUAGAGGAGAAGGAGAAGGAACAGAGAGGAGCUGGAGGUAGAGGAGGAGGAGAAGGAACAGAGAGGAGGUGGAGGAGGAGGAGGGGGAGAAGGAACAGAGAGGAGGUGGAGGAGGAGGAGAAGGAACAGAGAGGAGCUGGAGGUAGAGGAGGAGGAGAAGGAACAGAGAGGAGCUGGAGGUAGAGGAGGAGGAGAAGGAACAGAGAGGAGCUGGAGGUAGAGGAGGAGGAGAAGGAACAGAGAGGAGCUGGAGGUAGAGGAGGAGGAGAAGGAACAGAGAGGAGCUGGAGGUAGAGGAGGGGGAGAAGGAACAGAGAGGAGCUGGAGGUAGAGGAGGAGGAGAAGGAACAGAGAGGAGCUGGAGGUGGAGGAGGAGGAGAAGGAACAGAGAGGAGCUGGAGGUAGAGGAGGAGGAGAAGGAACAGAGAGGAGCUGGAGGUAGAGGAGGGGGAGAAGGAACAGAGAGGAGGUGGAGGUAGAGGAGGGGGAGAAGGAACAGAGAGGAGCUGGAGGUAGAGGAGGGGGAGAAGGAACAGAGAGGAGCUGGAGGUAGAGGAGGGGGAGAAGGAACAGAGAGGAGGUGGAGGAGGAGGAGAAGGAACAGAGAGGAGCACACAUACAGUACACACAUCCCUCCAGGGGGGCAGGCAUACAACACUCCCCUGCUACCUGUUAAGUAGAAGGACAUGUUAGGAUACUACUCUCUAAUAAUCCUGUUCCCUGUUGCCCAGAGGUUCUCCCUUUCUCGUCCUCACUCUAUUUCCACCCUUUUGUUCUCUGUCCUUCUCACCCCCUCUGGCUUGUUCAUUCAGUAGUAAGCUCCUGUCAUGACAAAUUAAACCACUUUAGCUUCUCCAUAAGUAUGUCUCACUCUCAGCUCCCAUUGGAGAUUUGAUAGGUUUGGAUCCUCUCCCCCCUCAUCAGUCAGUACUCAGUCAUCACCAAGCCACCUUUUUUUAAAUGUUUUAAUUUAAUUUAAAUAUUUUUUUUAGGGGGUAGAUCAGCUUUAAUAUUGCAGAUAGAUUAUAACUUCCAUCAAUGUAAUUGUCUGCAUCACUUCCAAUCCCCCAUAUGUUUUUUUCUCUCGCAAAUAUAUAUAUAUACAUGUGUAUGUGUAUGUAUAUAUAUAUAUACAUAUAUACAGUGGGGAGAACAAGUAUUUGAUACACUGCCGAUUUUGCAGGUUUUCCUACUUACAAAGCAUGUAGAGGUCUGUAAUUUUUUAUCAUAGGUACACUUCAACUGUGAGAGAUGGAAUCUAAAACAAAAAUCCAGAAUAUCACAUUGUAUGAUUUUUAAGAAAUGAAUUUGCAGUUUAUUGCAUGACAUAAGUAUUUGAUACAUCAGAAAAGCAGAACUUAAUAUUUGGUACAGAAACCUUUGUUUGCAAUUACAGAGAUCAUACGUUUCCUGUUGGUCUUGACCAGGUUUGCACACACUGCAGCAGGGAUUUUGGCCCACUCCUCCAUACAGACCUUCUCCAGAUCCUUCAGGUUUCGGGGCUGUCGCUGGGCAAUACGGACUUUCAGCUCCCUCCAAAGAUUUUCUAUUGGGUUCAGGUCUGGAGACUGGCUAGGCCACUCCAGGACCUUGAGAUGCUUCUUACGGAGCCACUUCUUAGUUGCCCUGGCUGUCUGUUUCGGGUCGUUGUCAUGCUGGAAGACCCAGCCACGACCCAUCUUCAAUGCUCUUACUGAGGGAAGGAGGUUGUUGGCCAAGAUCUUGCGAUACAUGGCCCCAUCCAUCCUCCCUUCAAUACGGUGCAGUCGUCCUGUCCCCUUUGCAGAAAAGCAUCCCCAAAGAACGAUGUUUCCACCUCCAUGCUUCACGGUUGGGAUGGUGUUCUUGGGGUUGUACUCAUCCUUCUUCUUCCUCCAAACACGGCGAGUGGAGUUUAGACAAAAAAGCUCUAUUUUUGUCUCAUCAGACCACAUGACCUUCUCCCAUUCCUCCUCUGGAUCAUCCAGAUGGUCAUUGGCAAACUUCAGACGGGCCUGGACAUGCGCUGGCUUGAGCAAGGGGACCUUGCGUGCGCUGCAGGAUUUUAAUCCAUGACGGCGUAGUGUGUUACUAAUGAUUUUCUUUGAGACUGUGGUCCCAGCUCUCUUCAGGUCAUUGACCUGGUCCUGCCGUGUAGUUCUGGGCUGAUCCCUCACCUUCCUCAUGAUCAUUGAUGCCCCACAAGGUGAGAUCUUGCAUGGAGCCCCAGACCGAGGGUGAUUGACAGUCAUCUUGAACUUCUUCAAUUUUCUAAUAAUUGCGCCAGCAGUUGUUGCCUUCUCACCAAGCUGCUUGCCUAUUGUCCUGUAGCCCAUCCCAGCCUUGUGCAGGUCUACAAUUUUAUCCCUGAUGUCCUUACACAGCUCUCUGGUCUUGGCCAUUGUGGAGAGGUUGGAGUCUGUUUGAUUGAGUGUGUGGACAGGUGCUUUUAUACAGGUAACGAGUUCAAACAGGUGCAGUUAAUACAGGUAAUGAGUGGAGAACAGGAGGGCUUCUUAAAGAAAAACUAACAGGUCUGUGAGAGCCGGAAUUCUUACUGGUUGGUAGGUGAUCAAAUACUUAUGUCAUGCAAUAAAAUGCAAAUUAAUUACUUAAAAAUCAUACAAUGUGAUUUUCUGGAUUUUUGUUUUAGAUUCCCUCUCUCACAGUUGAAGUGUACCUAUGAUAAAAAUUACAGACCUCUACAUGCUUUGUAAGUAGGAAAACCUGCAAAAUCGGCAGUGUAUCAAAUACUUGUUCUCCCCACUGUGUGUGUGUGUAUAUAUAUAUAUAUAUAUAUAUAUAUAUAUAUAUAUAUAUAUAUAUAUAUAUAUAUAUAUAUAUAAACACACACAGUGAGGGGAAAAAAGUAUUUGAUCCCCUGCUGAUUUUGUACGUUUACCCACUGACAAAGAUAAGAUCAGUCUAUAAUUUUAAUGGUAGGUUUAUUUGAACAGUGAGAGACAGAAUAACAACAAAGAAAAUCCAGAAAAACGCAUGUAAAUGUUUUUAUAAAUUGAUUAGCAUUUUAAUGAGGGAAAUAAUUAUUUGACCCCUCUGCAAAACAUGACUUAGUACUACUUAAACAUGAUUUAGUACUUGGUGGCAAAACCCUUGUUGGCAAUCACAGAGGUCAGACGUUUCUUGUAGUUGGCCACCAGGUUUGCACACAUCUCAGGAGGGAUUUUGUCCCACUCCUCUUUGCAGAUCUUCUCCAAGUCAUUAAGGUUUCGAGGCUGACGUUUGGCAACUCGAACCUUCAGCUCCCUCCACAGAUUUUCUAUGGGAUUAAGGUCUGGAGACUGGCUAGGCCACUCCAGGACCUUAAUGUGCUUCUUCUUGAGCCACUCCUUUGUUGCCUUGGCCGUGUGUUUUGGGUCAUUGUCAUGCUGGAAUACCCACCCACGACCCAUUUUCAAUGCCCUGGCUGAGGGAAUGAGGUUCUCACCCAAGAUUUGAUGGUACAUGGCCCUCGUCCAUCGUCCCUUUGAUGCGGUGAAGUUGUCCUGUCCCCUUAGCAGAAAAACACCCCCAAAGCAUAAUGUUUCCACCUCCAUGUUUGACGGUGGCGAUGGUGUUCUUGGGGUCAUAGGCAGCAUUCCUCCUCCUCCAAACACAGCGAGUUGAGUUGAUGCCAAAGAGCUCCAUUUUGGUCUCAUCUGACCACAACACUUUCACCCAGUUCUCCUCUGAAUCAUUCAGAUGUUCAUUGGCAAACUUCAGACGGGCAUGUAUAUGUGCUUUCUUGAGCAGGGGGACCUUGCGGGCGCUGCACGAUUUCAGUCCUUCACGGCGUAGUGUGUUACCAAUUGUUUUCUUGGUGACUAUGGUCCCAGCUGCCUUGAGAUCAUUGACAAGAUCCUCCCGUGUAGUUCUGGGCUGAUUCCUCACCGUUCUCAUGAUCAUUGCAACUCCACGAGGUGAGAUCUUGUAUGGAGCCCCAGGCCGAGGGAGAUUGCCAGUUAUUUUGUGUUUCUUCCAUUUGCGAAUAAUCGCACCAACUGUUGUCACCUUCUCACCAAGCUGCUUGGCGAUGGUCUUGUAGCCCAUUCCAGCCUUUUGUAGGUCUACAAUCUUGUCCCUGACAUCCUAGGAGCGCUCUUUGGUCUUGGCCAUGGUGGAGAGUUUGGAAUCUGAUUGAUUGAUUGCUUCUGUGGACAGGUGACUUUUAUACAGGUAACAAGCUGAGAUUAGGAGCACUCCCUUUAAGAGUGUGCUCCUAAUCUCAGCUCGUUACCUGUAUAAAAGACACCUGGGAGCCAGAAAUCUUUCUGAUUGAGAGGGGGUCAAAUACUUAUUUCCCUCAUUAAAAUCAAUUUAUAACAUUUUUGAUAUGCGUUUUUCUGGAUUUUUCUGUUGUUAUUUUGUCUCUCACUGUUCAAGUAAACCUACCAUUAAAAUUAUAGACUGAUCAUUUCUUUGUCAGUGGGCAAACGUACAAAAUUAGCAUAAAUAUGGAAGUUACAAUCUAUCUGCAAUAUUAAAGCUGAUCUACCACCUAAAAAAAAAAAAAGACAAAAAAAAAAAGAGGUGGCUUGUUUGGUUAUUCUGGUGAUGACUGAGUACAUGUAUAUACAUUCAUGCAUACAUACAUACAUACAUAUCCUUUAAAAAAUAUAUAUUUCCCUUUAUUACUUUCCAACCCCACCACCCCUUCCCUAAUUGGAGUAAACUAGUGAAUAACUAUGCUUAGGCCUCUACUUCCAGCUUAUACAUACUAUAUACAUUUUAUGGACAUAGUCAAUUUUACAAUAAUUCUAUUUUGUUUGUUUUUACUCCUCAACUUCCUCAACCGCUCCGAUCAUUUUCAUGAUGUCCAUCCGGUUUGCUUCUAUAUGCCAUAUCUUUCUAACUGUGCUCUUUCACAAAAGCUCUCAACUUAUAACCUAUAUACUUAUUAUGGACACAGUAUGCUUACAUUAUUAGUUAUCUUGUUGUUAUUAGUUGUUGUUAGUUGUUAUUAGUCCCAUCCUUCAACUCCAUUCAACACCACCCAUCUUUCUUCCAACUCAAGAUGUGUGGCUAUAGCUGUGGCAUGUGUAUGUGUUCUGUGUAACCAGUUGGCUGUGGUGUGUGUUUCAGGUACGGGGAAGAAAUGGUGGACCACUGGCCGAUGCCUGGAGUCUGAGGGCCUGGAUCUCCAAAACAGCCUGGGAGCAGGGGUGAGUCCUGGGAGGGAGGUGUAUGUAUGUAUAUGUGUGUGUGUGUGUGUGUGAGAGAGAGGUGGAAUGACAAGCAGGUUUGAUUAUGACAGCUGUAUGAAAUAUAGAUAAACGGCAAGGUGAUGAACUGAUUGGGGCUGCGAUCUCACUGGCUGUCGUGUUCAAUGCCUCAAACUUUUUUAUAGAAGAGAGAUCAUGUUGCAACUUACACGUCAACUUUCAUUUGCAAAAAUAAGCCCAACACAGACUCAUUUGCUGGUGUUGAGUAUAUGUUUGCAGAGAACAGUGACCAUUUAGGUUUUGUGCUGCCACAAUGAAGAAUGCAGAAAACAACAACACCCAGGCAUGUGACUCCGUCAGACACCGUCUGUCUCAUGACUGUGUCUUCUCUUCACCAUGUUCCAAACACAUAAACUGACAGACAAGCAGACGUUCUUGCGCCAAAGUGGCUGCCACAACGCAAGGAAUGAAUUUUCAUUCUUCAUACCUCAUUCAUUUCUGGCUAAGUACACCCAGAGACGGAGAAUUACAUUUGCUCAGGCUCUGGUGUUUGGUAUAGACAGUAAAUCCUUGGUGAUAAGAACACCCUGCGAGCCAUGCCUGUCAUUCUACACACUACUAUUAACCUAGGCUGUCACUCUCCACACUCUCACUUCACACUGAAGGGAAAUUAUUAUGUUUUGAUUAUGUGUGGCAACCACAGCAUGGGCGUGUCUGUGCGUGCGUGCCUAUCUGUCCAUCUGUCUGUCGGCGAUUGGAAGGGAUGAGCGAUGGUAGUCUCUCUCCCAUUCUAUGUUCCUCCCUCUCACCUCUCUUGCUUUCUCUCUCCACCUUUCAGACUUGAGGCUUUGCAUGUCAAAGCACUUUACUCGUUUGGUUUGGAGAGGCCCCCUUGUGGUCAGUGAAGUGAACUACUGUAUUCAUAUCCCUAAUAGCUACAGUUAACUUCAAAUUAAAUAAUGACAUGUUUCCUGUGAAAGCAUUGCAGAUUGACUGAUGAGCUUAUGUGCUGAUAAUGCUGAAAGACAUCUCUGUAAAACAACAUAAUAGUCUUUGAGAACUGCUUGCCUGGGGCCAGAUGCUAUCUUAUCACUGUUGCUUGAUCAGUUUGUCUGCACUCCCUGAUGAAUGCACUGUUUUCUAAAGACAGGAUCUCUGUUGGGGAAACAAAGUAAAUUCCUAUUGUAUGCCGUCAUUCCUGUAGGAAUUGGGUUGAUGAAGGUGAUGGGGGUUAUAUGCUCAGCCAGAAUGAUGUACCCACAUGAAAAAAUGCUACAGUUUACUAUAUAAUACUACAGUACUUACUAUAGAAUUCUAUAGCAAACUGUAGUGUACUCUAGAAUACUAUACUACAAACUGUAGUAUCCCUCGAUCAUGUGUAGUACUUACUAUAGAAUGUUGUAGUAUACUAUAGAAUACUAUAGAAAAUCCUACAGUAUUAUCAGCAAAAAAAGCACUGUUGUAAAUACUAUAGUAAUGUCCGCAAAAAAAACACUACAGUCCGCAAAAACAAAUACUUUUUAAACUAUAGUAGUGCUGAGUGAUUAGUGCUUCUUUUAGGUUCUUUGGAUUUUGGUUUGAUUAUUAAAAAAUAAUCAUGGUUUUGAUCAAAUAAAUUGACAAAUGCACUAUGCAUUAUGUGGGUUGAAUGCUGUAACAACCCAGAAUAAAACAAUUAGGCUAAUAAAAGUCCCAUGAUGACUAGCCAUUACUGCUUAUCACUUAUUAACCAUCAUUUAUUCACAUUACUUUACUUUAAUAAAAUAUUUCAGUUGUUUUGUAUUUUACAUUUAUUUUAUGUGAUGACUUUAUUAUUUCAUUCAAAGUCAUCAUCUCAUCUCUGCCUAUGCUGUCUGACAAAAUCACUAUUUUGUAGUUCUUCAAAGUAAAAAAGGCAUACUUGGAUUAUGGUCAUUGUAGGUAAUUACCAUGGUUUCUGCACUAAACUAUUUAAAAUAUUGGCCUGUUGGAAACUACAACUCCCAACUACAUCGCUCAGUUCGGGCUUGAUCUGAUUUAUCUCUAGAGAAACUGCGCAUCGAUCCCCCCCCCCCAAUGUAAAUAGUCUUAUGGCUUGGGGGUAGAAGCUGUUAAGGAGCCUUUUGGACCUAGACUUGGCGCUCCGGUACCAUUUGCCGUGCAGUCGCAGAGAGAACAGCCUAUGACUUGGGUGACUGGAGUCUUUGACAAUUCUUUGGGCCUUCCUCUGACACCGCCUAGUAUAUAGGUCCUGGAUGGCAGGAAGCUUAGCCCCAGUGAUGUACUGGGCCAUACAAACUACCCUCUUUAGCGCCUUAUGGUUGGAUGCCAAGCAGUUGCUGUACCAGGCGGUGAUGCAACCGGUCAGGAUGCUCUCUGGUACAGCUGUAGAACUUUUUGAGGAUCUGGGGACCCAUGCCAAAUCUUUUCAGUGUCUUGAGGGGGAAAAGGUGAUGUCAUGCCCUCUUCACGACUGUCUUGAUGUGUUUGGACCAUGAUAGGUCCUUAGUGAUGUGGACACCAAGGAACUUGAAACUCUCUACCCACUCCACUACAGCCCUGUCGAUGUGAAUGGGGGCGUGUUCGACCCUCCUUUUCCUGUAGUCCACGAUCAUUCCUUUGUCUUGCUCACAUUGAGGGAGAGGUUGUUGUCCUGGCACCACACUGCCAGGUCUCUGACCUCCUCCCUAUAGGCUGUCUCAUCGUUAUCGGUAAUCAGGCCUACCACUGUUGUGCUUGGCCACGCGGUCAUGGGUGAACAGGGAGUACAGGAGGAGCCUAAGCACGCACCCCUGAGGGGCCCCCGUGUUGAGGAACAGCGAGGCAGAUGUAUUGUUGCCUACACUUACCACCUGGGGGCGGCCCGUCAGGAAGUCCAGGAUCCAGUUGCAGAGGGAGGUGUUAAGUCCCAGGGUCCUUAGCUUAGUGAUGAGCUUUGUGGGCACUAUGGUGUUGAACGCUGUGCUGUAGUCAAUGAACAGCAUUCUCACAUAGGUGUUUUGUCCAGGUGGGAAAGGGCAGUGUGGAGUGCGAUUGAGAUUGCGUCAUCUGUGGAUCUGUUGGGGCGGUAUGCGAAUUGGAGUCUGUCUUGAGUCAGUCUGCUCUGUCUGUAAUGGGGCUGUGGCCAACAACAACAGCAGCAACUGGCAGCAGGGCUCCUUCCACACAUCACAGGAGCGGGUCUCUUUGAGCCGCGCUCAAUUGUCCCCUGGCAGAUGGAGACCCCAGAUAAUGGUCUAUAGUUCACACACACACAUACAUACGUGUGUGUGUGUGUGUGUGUGUGUGUGUGUGUGUGUGUGUGUGUGUGUGUGUGUGUGUGUGUGUGUGUGUGUGUGUGUGUGUGUGUGUGUGUGUGUGUGUGUGUGUGUGUGUGUGUGUGUGUGUAUAUAUAUACUACCGUUCAAGUUUGGGGUCACUUAGAAAUGUCCUUGUUUUCCUUGUUUUUUUCCAUUAAAAUAACAUCAAAUUGAUCAGAAAUACAGUGUAGACAUUGUUAAUGUUGUAAAUGGCUAUUGUAGCUGGAAACGAUUAAAGGCUCAAAAUGCCCAGAAACAAAUAACUUUCUUCUGAAGCUCGUCAGUCUAUUCUUGUUCUGAGAAAUGAAGGCUAUUCCAUGCGAGAAAAGCCAUAUCUCAGACUGGCUAAUAAAAAGAAAAGAUUAAGAUGGGCAGUCUGAGAUAUUGCUUUUUCUUAGCAUCCCAGAGUCGCCUCUUCACUGUUGACGUUGAGACUGGUGUUUUGCGGGUACUAUUUAAUGAAGCUGCUGGUUGAGGACCUGUGAGGCGCCUGUUUCUCAAACUAGACACUCUAAUGUAUUUGUCCUCUCGCUCAGUUGUGCACCGGGGCCACCCACUCCUCUUUCUAUUCUGGUUAGAGCCAGUUUGCGCUGUUCUGUGAAGGGAGUAGUACACAGCGUUGUACGAGAUCUUCAGUUUCUUGGCAAUUUCUCGCAUGGAAUAGCCUUCAUUUCUCAGAACAAGAAUAGACUGACGAGUUUCAGAAGAAAGUUAUUUGUUUCUGGCCAUUUUGAGCCUGUAAUCGAACCCACAAUUGCUGAUGCUCCAGAUACUCAACUAGUCUCAAGAAGGCUAGUUUUAUUUCUUCUUUAAUCAGCACAACAGUUUUCAGCUGUGCUAACAUAAUUGCAAAAGGGUUUUCUAAUAAUCAAUUAGCCUUUUAAAAUUAUAAACUUGGAUUAGCAAACACAACGUGCCAUUGGAACACAGGACUGAUGGUUGCUGAUAAUGGGCCUCUGUACGCCUAUGUAGAUAUUCCAUAAAAAAUCAGCCGUUUCCAGCUACAAUAGCCAUUUACAACAUUAACAAUGUCUACACUGGGGCCUCCCAGGUGGCGCAGUGGUCUAAGGCACUGCAUUGCAGUGCUAGCUGUGCCACUAGAGAUCCUGGUUCGAGUCCAGGCUCUGUCGCAGCCGGCCGCGACCAGGAGACCCAUGGGGCGACGCAUCAUUUUCGUCCAGGGUAGGGGAGGGUUUGGCCGGCAGGGAUGUUCUUGUCCCAUCGCGCACUAGCGACUCCUGUGGCGGGCCGGGCGCAGUGCACGCUGACUCGGUCGCCAGGUGUACGGUGUUUCCUCCGACACAUUGGUGCGGCUGGCUUCCGGGUUAAGUGGGCACUGUGUCAAGAAGCAAUGCGGCUCGGUUGGGUUGUGUUUCGGAGGACGCACGACUCUCGACCUUCGCCUUUCCCGUGUCCGUAUGGGAGUUGCGGCGAUGGGACAAAACUGUAACUACCAAUUAGAUACCACGAAAAAGGGAGUAAAAUACAACAACAAAAAAAUGUCUACACUGUAUUUCUGAUCAAUUUGAUGUUAUUUUAAUGGACAAAAUAAUUUAUUUUCUUUCGAAAACAAGGACAUUUCUAAGUGACCCCAAACUUUUGAACGGUAGUGUAUGUAUGUAUGUAUAUGUGUAUAUAUAUAUAUUACAGUUGAAGUCGGAAGUUUACAUACACUUAGGUUGGAGUCAUUAAAACUUGUUUUUCAACCACUCCACAAAUGUCUUGUUAACAAACUAUAGUUUUGGCAAGUCGGUUAGGACAUCUACUUUGCGCAUGACACAAGUAAUUUUUCCAACAAUUGUUUAGACAGAUUAUUUCACUUAUAAUUCACUGUAUCUCAAUUCCAGUGGGUCAGAAGUUUACAUACACUAAGUUGAUUGUGCCUUUAAACAGCUUGGAAAAUUCCAGGAAAUGAUGUCAUGGCUUUAGAAGCUUCUGAUAGGCUAAUUGACAUAAUUUGAGUCAAUUGGAGGUGUACCUGUGGAUUCAUUUCAAGGCCUACCUUCAAACUCAGUGCCUCUUUGCUUGACAUCAUGGGAAAAUCAAAAGAAAUCAGCCAAGACCUCAGAAAAAAAUGGUAGACCUCCACAAGUCUGGUUCAUCCUUGGGAGCAAUUUCCAAACGCCUGAAGGUACCACGUUCAUCUGUACAAACAAUAGUACGCAAGUAUAAACACCAUGGGACCACGCAGCCGUCAUACCGCUCAGGAAGGAGACGCGUGCUGUCUCCUAGAGAUUAACGUACUUUGGUGCGAAAAAUGCAAAUCAAUCCCAGAACAACAGCAAAGGACCUUGUGAAGAUGCUGGAGGAAAUAGGUACAAAAGUAUCUAUAUCCACAGUAAAACGAGUCCUAUAUCGACAUAACCUGAAAGGCCGCUCAGAAAGGAAGAAGCCACUGCUCCAAAACCGCCAUAAAAAAGCCAGACUACGGUUUGCAACUGCACAUGGGGACAAAGAUCGUACUUUUGGUCUGGUCUGGUCUGAUGAAACAAAAAUAGAACUGUUUGGCCAUAAUGACCAUUGUUAUGUUUGGAGGAAAAAGGGGGUAACUUGCAAGCCGAAGAACACCAUUCCAACCGUGAAGCACGGGGGUGGCAGCAUCAUGCUGUGGGGGUGCUUUGCUGCAGGAGGGACUGGUGCACUUCACAAAAUAGAUUGCAUCAUGAGGAAGGAAAAUGAUGUGGAUAUAUUGAAGCAACAUCUCAAGACAUCAGUCAGGAAGUUAAAGCUUGGUCGCAAAUGGGUCUUCCAAAUGGACAAUGACCCCAAGCAUACUUCCAACGUGGCAAAAUGGCUUAUGGACAACAAAGUAAAGGUAUUGGAGUGGCCAUCACAAAGCCCUGACCCCAAUCCUAUAGAAAAUGUGUGGGCAGAACUGUAAAAGCGUGUGCGAGCAAGGAGGCCUACAAACCUGACUCAGUUACACCAGCUCUGUCAGGAGGAAUAGCUAAAUUCUGACUAUUGUGAGGAAGUGUUACUGGCUAUGUUGUUGCUACGGUGGCCCAAGGGGGACAAACAACCAUGCCAUUUUUCAAUGUAUGCGGACGUCUUAAGGAUCGCGAUAUAGAGAGGAAGGAGAGAGGGAGGGAGAAGGAGGCUUAGAAGGAGCCCUGUGGAGACAGAUGGGGAGGGAGGGGAAGUGGAGGGAGUGGCCUGUUGGUGGGUGUGUAGGAGUGUGUGUGGUGACUGAGGGAGUGGAGAGGUAGAGGACGUCCUCCCUACUAGAGUGAGCGCAGAGAGAGAGAGAGAGAGAGAGAGCGAGAGAGGACAGACAGGCAGCAGAGCCAGGGGAAGAAGGUAAAUGACACAUUCUAGUUCUUCCACUCUCACGGACCUAGUUGUCCUCUUUGAAUACCUGUCCUUUUUUCAGACUUUUUUCUUCCUUAUCAAAUUCCAUCUAUUUCUCUUUACACAAUUCAUCCAUGUUUCUUCUUGUUUCUCAUUGCGCUGAGACCUGAGGACCUGCCUUUUUGAUAAUUGGGCAGUCAUUUAGAACUUCUAUCAAUUGGUUUCAGAAAUCCAUAGUUAAUAGCAUACAGGUGUGUAGUUGUUGUACAUUGUGCAACUUUACAAAUGGUUAUGUGUCAGAUCUGUCUUCGUGGCCAGGUGUGUGUUGUAUGGAGCAGGUGAGGUAGACCAGACUGGGGGCAGAGACAGUGUUUGUUCACUAAUCUGAUAUGAUCAUAAACCUGUAACAAACUGAGAUGAGCAGUUUAUGAUGACAGGUAUAAUGGGAAGAAAGAUCUGCUGUAGUGAGAGGAUGGAAGAUGGAGAAAGGGAAAAGAAACCGUCACGAAAGGGAGAUGGAUGGCAAAAAUUGAGAGUUGGAUGGAGAGAGGGAGAAACGGCUUUAACUGGACUUUGAAUGAUGUGUGGGUAAUUGAAAAACGGGAAUGAGGCUUAUGGGUGAAUUCUCUGUGGGUUGUCUCUUGUCCAGGUUGUGUGUGUGUGUGAUGCAGAAAUGAUUGAUUUCUACUUCAGUCCUGCUAAUGUAUUUCACUUACUGGAGGUCGGCCGAGUGUAUGUGGUUCCUCAGGCUUUGCCAUUCAGUCAUGGAAAAGGACCCUGUCAGACUUCCCUCAGACAGCCAUGGAGAGGAGAGCCUGACCUCAUCGCAUUCUGACCUCAUCUGCACAAUAAUGGAUUCUGCUUCCAUGGAAAAUGUGUCCAUUCUAACCCAGGUAGCUGCAGUAAUCCCUGGUUUAGUUGAGCUGCCUCUUCUCUGCUCUACUCUGGGUGGUGCAGUAAUCCGUAGUAGUCUGAUUUUGCUCCGUGCUUGUCGGCUCUGCUUCAUUGUUGUUUCUGUGGCUCUGAGGGUUCAGAGGAGUCCAGAUGGCCCACACCUUGGCUGUGAUCAGGCCAGAGGACAGUUGGCAUUUUUGUGUGUUUUUGGGCCAGCGCUUUCACAAUUACAACCCUGACAGACACAAACAGCCUCCUGAACCCGUAUGGUGAGGCCACGAGCCACACAUGAGAGGAGCCCAGCUCAGACUCUGAGGCCUAAGAGCUGAUGAGGCCAGGGCGCUGGAGUGGGACUGCCUCUGCCUUGGUUCCACUCUGUCAGGUCUGCACUGUCAGCCUGGGCCAGAGACCAGAGGCCAGUAAUGACAGCGUGGGAUUAUCUGGGGUGUAUUCAUUAGUUGCAGACCAUUGCAAAAUGUUUGGUCUGUUGCUAAAUGUUUUGCAACGGAAACCAUUUACCGUUUGCUAACAGAAGCAAACAGAUUUAAAAUGGAACGAAACGGGGAGGGACGUACCUGUUUUUGUCCAAUAGAAACUCAAAAAGUGUUCUGUUUGGUGUAAACUGUUUCCUUUGCAAAACGUUUUGCAACAGACCAAACAUUUUGCAAAGAUCUGCGACUAAUGAAUACACCCCUGCUCUCUCUUUUUCUCUCUCAUACACCACUAUCAAUUUUUUUCCUUCUUUCUGUCUCUGUGAGAAGUAUGUUCCCUGUGGUAUAUGGGGAGCUGUGAAAUGAUCACUGUCUGGGUGUCUGUCUCCUGGUCGUGGCAGCUGAGGGGAGGGGUAGAUAAGAGGAAAGGGGGGGGUUAUUUCCAGCUCAAACGUCAUUAUCUCUCCUCCGCUUCUUUGAAUGAAGAACCUUCCUCAGGGAGAGAAUAUUUUAAAGCAACUUCUCUCAUUCUUCUACAGUUUCUCUCUAUGUUAUUUUCUCUGGAUUAGCUAUUCAGGUUUGGGGUGAUUUCUAUUUUAUUUAUUUAGCUAAAGUCACAGUCUGGUCCUGGCUCGUCAGACAGGCUAACGAGUGAUUAAGCUCUCUCCUUUUCCCUCCCUCCCUCCCUCAGGUGUGUUUGUGUGGUACCAGGCUUUGUGUUUGUUCACUCUCUCACCUGACACUCUCUCACCUCCCUCUGAUCACAGCCUGAUUUGAUUUACUUUAUUCACAAGGUGAUUUUUAACCUCCUCAAACUUCUGACACCUUUAUCAGCGCCAGGAUAACACACAUUAAGCAAAUGUGCCAUGUUUGUGUGUCCCAGAUUUGAAGAGUUUAAAGAUGGUGGUGGAUUUGAAUCAAAUAUGCUCCAGGCCUGUGUCUUGUAAUUCACGUGUGUCCCUCCAUAACCACCACCACCUCUGUGUGUGUGCUUCGUUACACUAGGUAGACAUGUAUUAGUAGUGGCACUCUGCUGUAAUUCUGGCACAAACAUUAUGUAGUUUCAGGGCAGAGUAUUUCUCAUGACACCCGUUUAUAGACCAGUGAACCAGACACAGCUCUGGUUUUACUAUUCCUGGAUGCAUUAUGCCAAAUACCUUAUGGUUAUAAAGAAAUUACUUACUGUGAAGUUAUUUCUAAAUAAGCGUGUGUAGAAAGCCCAUAAAACCACCCAAUCCUUUUCCACACAAUACCAGAGAUGCACUUUAGUGGAGAGGUUUGGGGUGAACUGGAGGGAGAGUGUGUGCAUGUGUAGGAGGGAAAGUGUGUGGUCGUGUGUAGGAGGGAAAGUGUGUGGUCGUGUGUAGGAGGGAAAGUGUGUGGUCGUGUGUAGGAGGGAGAGUGUGUGGUCGUGUGUAGGAGGGAGAGUGUGUGGUCGUGUGUAGGAGGGAGAGUAUGGUAGUGUGUAGGAGGGAGAGUGUGUGGUCGUGUGUAGGAGGGAGAGUGUGUGGUCGUGUGUAGGAGGGAGAGUGUGUGGUCGUGUGUAGGAGGGAGAGUGUGUGGUAGUGUGUAGGAGGGAGAGUGUGUGGUAGUGUGUAGGAGGGAGAGUGUGUGGUAGUGUGUAGGAGGGAGAGUGUGUGGUAGUGUGUAGGAGGGAGAGUGUGUGGUAGUGUGUAGGAGGGAGAGUGUGUGGUAGUGUGUAGGAGGGAGAGUUUGUGGUCGUGUGUAGGAGGGAAAGUGUGUGGUAGUGUAUAGGAGGGAGAGUGUGUGGUUAUGUGUAGGAGGGAGAGCGUGUGGUAGUGUGUAGGAGGGAGAGCGUGUGGUAGUGUGUAGGAGGGAGAGUGUGUGGUAGUGUGUAGGAGGGACAGUGUGUGGUAGUGUGUAGGAGGGAAAGUGUCUGGUAGUGUGUAGGAGGGAAAGUGUGUGGUAGUGUGUAGGAGGGAGAGUGUGUGGUAGUGUGUAGGAGGGAGAGUGUGUGGUAGUGUGUAGGAGGGAGAGUGUGUGGUAGUGUGUAGGAGGGAAAGUGUGUGGUAGUGUGUAGGAGGGAAAGUGUAUGGUCGUGUGUAGGAGGGAUAGUGUGUGGUCGUGUGUAGGAGGAAAAGUGUCUGGUCGUGUGUAGGAGGGAAAGUGUGUGGUUGUGUGUAGGAGGGAGAGUGUGUGGUCGUGUGUAGGAGGAAAAGUGUCUGGUCGUGUGUGCGUCCGUGCGUGUGUGUAUGUGUUGGCCUGUUUCUACAGCUGCUCCUCCUGGAGAGUCUCUCAAGGUCAGGCAGCAGGGGCCUACAGCAGUGGCAGCCUCUACAUCUCUCCCUUUCUCUCUCCCUCUGUCUCGACCUCCCAUUUCCUCUCCAUAAGCCAAAACGCUGUGCUCUCUAUUCUACAGUCUCCCUCCUACUGUGUCUUUCCUCUAUCAUGGCAGAUUAUGAAUGAGACCCCGUGUGUUCCUCCUGUCUGGGCUGGCUGUACUGAGGACCAGACGUUACUAACACAGCAGCCCAAGGUGGAGGAGUGAGGGGUCAGAGCGGUCAGGCAGAUGCUAACCCAACCCAGCACACUUCAUGUCAUGUCCAUACAGCUGGGUCACUAACUCCCUUGGUGUAGAAUCCAGCUUCAAAGUAUUAUGGGAUGGUUGGUUGAUUUACCUGCCUGGCUCUCAGGGUGUGUUGUGCUGUGUCUCUCCCAGGGUGAGCAGGGACAGGGUGGAGGCAGCCAACAGCUGUCUUAUCAUCUCAGCCGUAGGCAGGGCCUCAUCAUGGCCUCUCUCUUUGAGGAGCAUUUGACCCUGACAUCACACACAACACUGUUCUGAUUGCCCCAUACAGACUGAGGACUUUGUGCACCUGAUGGUUCUACUUAUCUUCUGAUCAGACCACUGAGAGGGAUGGGAUGGGUGGGGUUCAGCUCAAUGGUGUAGCUGGGCUGGGGCUGACUGACUGUGUUCUAUCUUUGUCAUACUGCAUGUGAGAAGAACUGAAUGCCCUCGUCUCAACUCCAUUGUCUUUGCAUUGAUGCGAAAAAUUGAAAAGCACAGAGUGUCUCUGAUUUACUGUGUUGUUUCUGCAGGACACAGAGAGCGAGAGCCUUGGCGAGCGAGAGAGAAUCAAGUCACAGAUCCGGGAGCUGCGCAGCCACCAGACGCAGCAGGGCAGAGAGCUGCAGAGGACAGGUGAGCAAUGUCAAAGACCAUCUGAAUGAGUGGUUGACUGUUCCUUUCCCCUAAGCCAGUCCAUAGGUCCAACACACACACACGCACACACACACGCACACACACACACACACACACACACACAGGCACACUCAGACACACAGUUUAUUUGCUUCCUGCCAUUUAAAUCUCUGUUUUAUAUAUGGCAUGCUUUUAUGAUCAUGUUUGCAUUAGCUUAAGGGUCAAGUUUGGAUAGGCAAUUAUACUUAAACAUAACAUUGAUUCAAAUAUUGCCGGUAUUUCCACACAUAUGCACUUAGAUGCAAUUUCCUCUGGCCUGCUAGUGAAAAUAGCCAGCCAAUAGAGCCAUUCUGCUGUAGGGGAGGGGAGGGAAGGGGAGGGGAGUGGAGCUGAGGCGGUCGGUCACAUUGGUUUAGAUUUUGUUUAGCUCCUCCUCUUUAUUUUCAGGUUAGAGGCACCACAGUCAUGGGACUAACACUCUGGUUUUGGGUGUGAGUCAUUUCAUUAACCACUGUUAACAAACACAGUGAAUGCUUUACUAUAGGUGUGCUAUCUUCAUCCAUGACCUUUUGACUUGUACACCCACUCCCAAAGUGAUUUAAUUCAAAUGUUUAAAUGAGAAAGGACCGGUAAAGGGCUAGAGUGAAAGAGCAAGAUAUAGGAGAGAAGAAUAGCUGAAAGAAGCAUGCAGUAGAAUAGAGAAUUUGUUUACGGCCAUACAGAUUUGAAUGCCUGAAUCUAAAGUGAGUAAGUAUUUGUUGAACAAAUAUACCCGCCUCUAAUAUGUUUUUGUUGUUGUUGCUGAAAGGUCAGUCUUUUUCUUAUCGGGGCAUCCACCUCAAUGUUGUCCUGAACCUGGCUGGUCCCUGGCUGGGUCCUUUGAUCAUAAUUAAAUCAUGGUGUGUAUCCCAAAUAGCACCCUAUUGCAUAUAUUGUGUACUACUUUUGACUAGAGCCAUAUGAGGCUAUGAGAAUAGGGUGCCAUUUGGGACGCACCCCGUGUGGUCUGGCCUGCCCUUGGACCUCAGCACCCCACUCAUCAGCCAGCGUCUGGUAGUAGUGGGGUUAUGAGACGGAACAGGAAUAUCACCUGUUCAAGGAGGAACCCACAGCCUAGUGAUACCUCUGCUAUUUAAAGCACAUACCAGAACUAGAACAGAAUCCUUUCUUGACAUGGACCAGAAGCUCCCUGCUCUGCCCUCGCCCUGCAAUUUGGUCCGGGGUGAAAUCAGGGCUAGCAGCCGGCAGGAGCAGACCUCCACAGAGCAGAGGGAUUGAGGGUAGGAGCUGUUUGAAAUGGACGCCGAUACACAAAGACACAGGAAGUUAGUGGCUGGGAACAGACAGGAUAGGGUGGGGUGGGUUUGGCCAGGGGCAAGGGGGGUGAGAUGUCCUUUUUAACAGAGAAGGAGAGAAGUGGCUAGAAAGAGAGGACUAAACUUUGAAGAUUAGGGGUGUACUAUGGCACACUGGCUGCCACACACACACACACACACACCACUCUCUCCCUUUUCACACACACCUCUCUCUCCCUUUUCACACACACACACCUCUCUCCCUUUUCAUACACACACACUCUCAUGCUUAAAUAUACAGCUGCAUGUCUUGCACACGUAUACAUGCUCACAGUCCACAGUGUUGGUGACAAGGCUGUGAUUUAGGAAAUUACCCGUUUGAGAGACAGAGCACAUUCCACUGAGCCACUUUGAGUGACAGGGAGCCAGACUCCUCAAAUUUGAACUUGACACUGAAAAGACCGCUUUUGUUGUUGUUGCUAUUUAGUUUUUUGUGUUCGUUAAGAAGGGUUAGGGGAGGGGGGGCUCUCUGCAUUAUUCACUAGUGUGGUUAUUUAAAACCAUCCUCUCAUUAUCCAAGAGUAGUAGGGGUUUUCCCAGAAACCCUCACAACAGGGCACAAUGGACUGGACACAAUGAUGUACAAACAUCAUCCCUUUAACUAUAGUUAUCUUUUAAUUGGAGUUGACUGGGGCCUUCAUUAGAUCACGUGGUCUAUUUUAUAGGGCCUCGUGUGAGAAAGGCAGCCAUGUUGUGAUUUUCGAAGUGAAUGCAUAUAAUACACAGUCUAUAACUAUUUCAUCAACUAAUCAAGUGAACUUCAUCCUGCCCCUGGCUCUGAGAGGCCUUCAGAGGGACUUGAAAAGGCUGCUGAGGCUGUGGCUGUCUUAAACCAGAAUGGUGCUUUCCCACACUGAUUUGGUUUGUAAAUGACACACCUGCACGCUUUGUGAACUCUGUUUGAAUAGGACACAUAACUAGGGUAUGCAGAGAUGUGUUAUCAUACAAUGAUGUGUCUCUCCCUGUACAGCCCCCAGAGUUAGGCACUGAGCAGUGAGCACCACAGGGUGAGGGGUAGAUUGAGAGAGGGAGAGAGAGAGACGGGGCGAGAGACUCUGGCUCUAGGAGGGGGAGGAUGUGGGCAUUGCAGCGUUGUUUGGAGUGUGGUUUCCUGAUGAGAGGAGGAGGAAUGAAGGAGGUUGGAUACGGACCGGGGGAGGGGAAGUACUUGUCCUAGUCUCUAUUUCACCCCCACUUCCCCCUACACUUCCUACUGCUCGGUUACCACCUACUGUUAUGGCGCUUUCUCUCUCACAUACACAUACACACACACACACACGUAGACAUCUGGUCCAGGAAUUGAGUCAGGCCUGAAGGAAAUGCCUACAAUCCCUUAUGUCUCCACGUGACCCCUCUCGUUUCCCCAGUGACGCUCACACGUCUCUCCCUCUGUGCUCUUGGGGAUUUGGCGUCUGCAGAAACCUUUCAUAUCCAUCAGCAGUCCACAAGUUCUCCAGCAACCAACCGCUCACGUGACCCCACAUUCCAUAUUUUUUAUGUUCGGUCAGAGAAUUGUACAGAGCAGAGUUGUAUUUCCAUGGUGUUCCUCUGCACUAUACUAGAUAUAAUCAUGGGUAUGUUCCACUGUGUUCCACUCACUGUAUUGUGGUGGUUGUGUUCCGUAGGCUCCAACUCAGGCAUGGUUCUGGUUCUGGACCCCCUGGUGAGGGAGGAGGUCUCGGGGCCUCUGCUGACCCGCCCAAAGAUCUGGGACCCUGUGACAUCAUCAGAGCUGGACGUGGUCCUGUCCCACAGCCAGCGCUCUGACUCGACAGCCUCGGACCGCAGCCAGGCCUCCAGGCCCCGUCUGGACUCUGGAGCCUCAGAGAAGAGCCUAGGUCUGGGCUCAGCCUUCCGGACCAGGGUGGACUCAGGAGCGUCAGAAAAGAGCCUAGGUCUGGGCUCAGCCUUCCGGACCAGGGUGGACUCAGGAGCGUCAGAAAAGAGCCUGGGUCUGGGCUCAGCCUUCCGGACCAGGGUGGACUCAGGAGCGUCAGAAAAGAGCCUGGGUCUGGGCUCAGCCUUCAGGACCAGGGUGGACUCGGGAGCAUCAGACAGAAGCCAGUGUUCAGUCCACAGAGGCAGAUUGGACUCUGGGGCUUCCGAGUCCCGCAUCAGACCGAGACUGGACUCUGGCACGUCAGACUCCAGCGUGGGACCACCAGCCCCUUUAGGCUCUGAGACCUCUGACAGCGCGGGGCUGCUGUCACGGAAACGGCUGGACUCUGGGACGUCUGACCUGAGCGUGAGUGUGUCUUCUGUGGGACGGGGCCGAGUGGAGGAGCCAGAGGUGACCAUGAGUAGCUCCUCCUCCAGCACAGACUCAGAGGCUGAGAGCACCAACCACCUUUCAGCCCAACCCCGCCUAGACCGCUCCUCUACCAACCGUGAUCAGCCUGAUCGGGCCGUCCUAUCCAGAAAAGCCUCAGGCUCCCACAGUGGCCUGCUCAAUGGCAGUUCCAAGGGGAGAGGAGACAUCCAGGAACAGAAGGUACAGUCUUGUUUAAUCUUCCUGGGUGAUGCUUGCUGGUAUGAUCUGCUGUGUCUUGAGGUAGAACAUUAGAAUAUGUAGGUUAUCACACCACUAGAUGGGGAUGUUGAGCAAUUAUAAUGAGGCUACAAUGUUCGCGCACUCUCCUAGUGUCCCUCUCCUGCACCUCUCUGAUUCAGAGGGGUUGUGUUAAAUGCGGAAGACACAUUUCAGUUGAAUGCAUUCAGGUGUGUGACUGACUAGGUAUCCCGUUUCCCUUCUCUUUCCCUCCAUCCCUCCCUCUAUUUUGAAACACUAGUUCUCGGCACCUUUGUCACGGCAGCAGCUACAGUGGGGGAAAAAAGUAUUUAGUCAGCCACCAAUUGUGCAAGUUCUCCCACUUAAAAAGAUGAGAGAGGCCUGUAAUUUUCAUCAUAGGUACACGUCAACUAUGACAGACAAAAUGAGGGGAAAAAAUCCAGAAAAUCACAUUGUAGGAUUUUUAAUGAAUUUAUUUGCAAAUUAUGGUGGAACAUAAGUAUUUGGUCAAUAACAAAAGUUUCUCAAUACUUUGUUAUAUACCCUUUGUUGGCAAUGACACAGGUCAAACGUUUUCUGAAAGUCUUCACAAGGUUUUCACACACUGUUGCUGGUAUUUUGGCCCAUUCCUCCAUGCAGAUCUCCUCUAGAGCAGUGAUGUUUUGGGACUGUCGCUGGGCAACACAGACUUUCAACUCCCUCCAAAGCUUUUCUAUGGGGUUGAGAUCUGGAGACUGGCUAGGCCACUCCAGGACCUUGAAAUGCUUCUUACGAAGCCACUCCUUCGUUGCCCGGGCGGUGUGUUUGGGAUCAUUGUCAUGCUGAAAGACCCAGCCACGUUUCAUCUUCAAUGCCCUUGCUGAUGGAAGGAGGUUUUCACUAAAAAUCUCACGAUACAUGGCCCCAUUCAUUCUUUCCUUUACACGGAUCAGUCGUCCUGGUCCCUUUGCAGAAAAACAGCCCCAAAGCAUGAUGUUUCCACCCCCAUGCUUCACAGUAGGUAUGGUGUUCUUUGGAUGCAACUCAGCAUUCUUUGUCCUCCAAACACGACGAGUUGAGUUUUUACCAAAAAGUUAUAUUUUGGUUUCAUCUGACAUUCUCCCAAUCCUCUUCUGGAUCAUCCAAAUGCACUCUAGCAAACUUCAGACAGGCCUGGACAUGUACUGGCUUAAGCAGGGGGACACGUCUGGCACUGCAGGAUUUGAGUCCCUGGCGGCGUAGUGUGUUACUGAUGGUAGGCUUUGUUACUUUGGUCCCAGCUCUCUGCAGGUCAUUCACUAGGUCCCCCCGUGUGGUUCUGGGAUUUUUGCUCACCGUUCUUGUGAUCAUUUUGACCCCACGGGGUGAGAUCUUGCGUGGAGCCCCAGAUCGAGGGAGAUUAUCAGUGGUCUUGUAUGUCUUCCAUUUCCUAAUAAUUGCUCCCACAGUUGAUUUCUUCAAACCAAGCUGCUUACCUAUUGCAGAUUCAGUCUUCCCAGCCUGGUGCAGGUCUACAAUUUUGUUUCUGGUGUCCUUUGACAGCUCUUUGGUCUUGGCCAUAGUGGAGUUUGGAGUGUGACUGUUUGAGGUUGUGGACAGGUGUCUUUUAUACUGAUAACAAGUUCAAACAGGUGCCAUUUAUACAGGUAACGAGUGGAGGACAGAGGAGCCUCUUAAAGAAGAAGUUACAGGUCUGUGAGAGCCAGAAAUCUUGCUUGUUUGUAGGUGACCAAAUACUUAUUUUCCGCCAUAAUUUGCAAAUAAAUUCAUAAAAAAUCCUACAAUGUGAUUUUCUGGAUUUUUUUCUUCUCAAUUUGUCUGUCAUAGUUGACAUGUACCUAUGAUGAAAAUUACAGGCCUCUCUCAUCUUUUUAAGUGGGAGAACUUGCACAAUUGGUGGCUGAAUACUUUUUUCCCCCACUGUAUAAACAUCUCAUCUUUCUCUGUAUGUCUUUUAAUAGCUUUGUUAAACUAUGGUUAAUUGGCUACACAAAUAAACUCAGCACCUCAGAGCCGGGCCCAAGUCCUUUGUUGUGCACAGCUGGUUCUGGUUCCCCUCAGAUCUCUGUCUCCCUCACCUGCUGUCAGAGGGAGAGCCGCUGGGGCUGGCCAGCAACAGCCAAACACACAGGCAGUAGAAUAUUGUUUGCUCAACGCCCUCAUCAGGGACUUGGUCACCAUGACACCACGUCGUCAUCCUUAUCGGGAGUGUUUACCCAACACAGGCUACAGGCUCUUUUAUAGAGCCCUGCAAUAUAAUAUGCUUGUGUUCCGUAUGUUUACAUUACACUGGAGGUUCAGGCACAUCGUGGCCCCAUGGCCCCUUGAUCAGCCAAAAAAAGAACAGAGACACAAACUUGUCUCCCUCGCUCUAAACACUGUUACAUAAUGCAAACACUACCCUGGUCACCUGUAUGUGUGUUCACGUGGAUGUCACCGUGACAAGUCUGAUCCUCCCUGCCCCAAGUGCCUUGCCAUCCCAUUGAUCUGCACUAUUGCCCUGUGAUGCUUUACUGUGUUCCAUUUUAUUCUAAACUAUUUCUCUCUCUCUCUCAUUUUCAGGUCAGAGAUACUUUAUUCACUACUCUCAGCAAAGCAAAGGAUGCAGGUGAGCAUGUUUACAGAUACAAACCUUAUCUUUGUGUGUGUGUACAGUGCCUUUAGAAAGUAUUCAUACCCCUUGACUUAAUUGACAAUUUGUUGUUACAACCUGAAUUCAAAAUGGAUUAAUAGAUGUUAUGGUCAUCCAUCUACACACAAUAACCCCUAAUGACAAAAUGAAAACAUUUUUUUAGAAAUAUUUGCUUAUUAAAAAUGAAAUACAGAAAUAUCUCAUUUACAUAAGUAUUCACACCCCUUUGCUAUGACGCAUCCAAUUUCCUUUGAUCAUCCUUGAGAUGUCACUACAACUUGAUUGGAGUCCACCUGUGGCCAAUUCAAUUGUUUGGACAUGAUUUAGAAAGAAAACACCUGUCUCUAUAAUGUCCCACUGUUGACAGUGCAUGUCAGAGCAGAAACUAUACCAUGAAGUCCAAGGAACUGUCUGUAGAUCUCAGAGAUAGAAUUGUGAUGAGGCAUAUAUCUGGGGAAGGGUAUAAAUCAAUUUCUAGAGUGUUGAAAGUUUCCAAGAGCACAGUGGUGUCCGUCAUUGGAAAAUGGAAAAGAUAUGGAGCUACCAGACUCUGCCUAGAGCUGGCCAUCCGACCAAACUGAGCAACCGGGCAAGAAGGACCUUGGUCAGUGAGGUGACCAAGAACCCAAUGACCACUGUUGGAGUCAGUUUCUAUAUUUCUUUGGUUAUGCAAAUAUUUGUUUAUUAUACAACGGGUGGGUCUAAUCCUGAAUGCUGAUUGGUUAAAACCGCAUUCCAGCCGGGGUCUAUUCCACAAGUUACCACCAGCUAAAUCUAUGACGUUAAAAUGCCUAUUUACUCUGUUCGAUCUGACUGCGCAAUCCACUGUCUCGUCAGCCCAGCCAGGCAAUUUAUUAACUUGAUCUCAACUAUAAAAAGCAUUUAGACAUUCUCACAUUUCUUUUAGACUAACAUUUAGUUUUCAACAGCGGAGAUUUGUAUAAACCUUGCUGUCUGUCCCUCCGACAUUUGCAACAUUGUUUCAAUAUUCUAAUUUGAUCUCCAGCUGUCGCAUAGUAGUAAUAAACGUGUCGGGAUGAGACAGACAGGCAGCUUUUCUCAGCCAGUGGAAAUCAUGAAUCUGCAUCAUUUUUAUGGAUAUAUACAAAUAAAUAUCAAUAGAAAACAGGUUAAAUGAAACAAAGUGCAGCUAGUUUGCAGUCUUUCCAUCUUCAGUUUGAUGUGAUUGUGUUAGCUGUGCUGUUGGGUAGCUCCUCUGAACAACAGUGUCCUGAGGAGAGAGCACAUUUUCUAUGCCAGAUGAAAUCACGCCUCAUUAGCUCAUUGUUAUGGAUGUAUCCAAAUAAAUGUCACUAGAAAACGGCUUAUGCAAAUGCAGCUACUUUGUUGUUAUUCUGGCUGCACUGUUUGACGUGACUGUAAGUUAUCCGUAGUUGGCUAGCUAGCGAGGGAUAAGAACGUUGCCAGCCAGUAUGGCAAUAGAACAUUUAGAAUGAACGGUUGGGUCGCGUCCAUAGAUACAGAACAAAAAGACUGAACGACUGGGUUGCCUCUCUGGCAACCGAACCGAUAGAACGAAUGACUAGCCGGCUUGGUUAGCAACCCUAGAUUUGUGUCAGGACUGUAUCUUGUGGAAGGAUGAAAUAGUAUGAAUAAAUUCAUUAAAAUAACAUUUUUAAUGAAAAUAUGUAAAUCAUUAUUUGAAUAUGUUGGAAACCCGUUGUAUAAAAGUGAUAAUGGCCCCGUGUAGCUCAGUUGGUAGAGCAUGGCGCUUGCAACGCCAGGGUUGUGGGUUCGUUCCCCACGGGGGGCUAGUAUGAAAGUAUGUAUGCACUCACUAACUGUAAGUCGCUCUGGAUAAGAGCGUCUGCUAAAUGACUAAAAUCUAAAAAUGUUUUUAAAAUAAUGCCCUCGAAGCUGGUGUUUGGAGGAUAUAUACCUUCAUACGAUGCCACCUUUCCAAGAAGUCAGUUCGUAAAAUUUCUUCCCUGCUAGAGCUGCCCUGGUCAACUGUAAGUGCUGUUAUUAUGAAGUGGAAACGUCUAGGAGCAACAAUGACUCAGCCGCGAAGUGGUAGGCCACACAAGCUCACAGAAUGGGACCGGCAAGUGCUGAAGCACGUAGCGCAUAAAAAUUGUUUGUCCUCGGUUGCAACACUCACUACCAGGUUCCAAACUGCUCAUCGGGAUCUUCAUGAAAUGGGUUUCCGUGGCCAAGCAGCCGCAAACAAGCCUAAGAUCACCAUGCGCAAUGCCAAGCGUCGGCUAGAGCAGUGGUUCCCAACCUGGGGCUAGAGUUCACAGGGGGGGCGCGUGAUCUCAUUUGCUUUGAGGUCAAACAUGCAUAAAAUGUUCCACUAUAAUUUAAUUGUAAAAUUAAUACAUUGUAAAAUGUUAUUAAAAAUCAUAUGCUUGCAAUGCCAAGGCCAAUCUAAACAAUAAUAAUAAUAAUGGCAGAGAAACUUAAAAGCGGUAAUUCCCCGGAAAAAUUUUUUGCACGUCAAUGACCCGCGCUCAAACAGUUUCAGCUAUCAGCUCGUUUUUCCUGCAGUCAGAGCAUCACUAUUUUAUGAAUAAAACAACAUGUCUAAGAAACAUAAAAGUGCUGAUGACUCAUCAUCAAAAAAGAAAGUAAGGCUAUAUCUCGAGAGUUAUCUUAACUUCGGUUUUAUUGAAGGACUCGGCCAGAAUGUGUCAUUUGUGGCGAGAAGCUAGCUAAUGACAGCAUGAAGCCAAGCAAAAUGCAACGACACCAGGAAACAAAACACCAGGAGACAAUUGGUGAAGGUCAGGAUUUUUUUGAGAGGAAGAAGCAGGUGGCACUAUCAAAAAGAUCCACAGACAUCAGAAAAGCAUUUGAAAGAGCAGGCAGUGAUUUACACAGAGCCACGGAGGCAUCAUUUGAUUGUUCGCUAUUAAUUGCCAAGGCUAAAAAGCCGCACAAUUCUGGAGAGCAGCUAAUCAAAUUUUUAUAGCUAUGGACUCGUAUCUCUCGUCCAACAAUCUGCCUUAUGAGAAUAUUGUUGCAUGCUGCACUGAUGGGGCUGCAGCGUUGAUGGGCAAAAACAAGGGAUUUAACAGCCGAUUUAAGGAAAAAGCCCCAGGGUGCGCAAUUUUCCACUGCAUGCUACAUCGCCAAGCAUUGACCAGUAAAACACUUUUGGAAGACCUUAGUAACACGUUGGCAACUGUUAAAGUUGUAAACUUCAUUAAGGCUCGCCCUACUAACAAGAGACUGUUUGCCCAGCUGUGUGAGGAUGAAGCGCAUCAAACACUGCUGUUACACACAGAGAUACACUGGUUGUCACGUGGACAAGUGCUUGUGCGUUUUAUAGAACUGCAGGAAAAAAUAAAGGAAUUCUUGCAAGAUCACAAUCGACCACUGUGCGAACAGCUGGCUGAUGCAUUCACUCUCUACAAUGAGACAAACAAGAGGAUGCAGGGUCCUGAAUCAAACAUCAUGCAGUGCAAAGACGCUCUCGUCGCUUUUGUGCGGAAACUGAAGUACAGAGUUGGAAAAAUGUCAAAAGGGGAGCUACAACAAUUUCCACUGCUGAUGAAACUGCUGAUGAAAUUUCCACUGUGCCUGCGUCUUUACGCACUGAGUUUACCCGGCACAUGAACAUGCUUUGGGAGGAAAUUAAAUCCUGUUUUGCCGAUGUUGCCGAAUACUUAUCAAAGGAAUCGUGGGUGAUGGACCAUUACAUUUGCAGUCUUGAGGACGUGGAAUACCUCGGCUGUGAAGAUGAGCUUGCUGACCUUCAAGCCGAUUCUGUGUCAAAUACAUAUUUCCACGAGAACGGAUACAAAAAGUUUGGGAUUGUCAAAGGACACGCUGUUGCACCCAGACUGGCCAAACACGCAGCUACAACGGUUAUUCUACCAUCGAAUCUGGGUUUGGCUGUUGCCAGGAGAAUGCUACCUGCCCGAAUGCAUAGUGCCAACUGUAAAGUUUGGUGGAGGAGGAAUAAUGGUCUGGGGCUGUUUUUCAUGGUUCGGGCUAGGUCCCUUAGUUCCAGUGAAGGGAAAUCUUAACGCUACAGCAUACAAUGACAUUCUAGACGAUUCUGUGCUUCCAACUUUGUGGCAACAGUUUGGGGAAGGCCCUUUCCUGUUUCAGCAAGAAACCCUGUGCACAAAGCGAGGUCCAUAUAGAAAUGGUUAGUCGAGAUCGGUGUGGAAAAACUUGACUGGCCUGCCCCGAGCCCUGACCUCAACCCCAUCAAACACCUUUGGGAUGAAUUGGAAUGCCGACUGCGAGCCAGGCCUAAUCGCCCAACAUCAGUGCCCGACCUCAUUAAUGCUCUUGUGGCUGAAUGGAAGCAAGUCCCUGCAACAAUGUUCCAACAUCUAGUGGAAAGCCUUCCCAUAAGAGUGGAGGCUGUUAUAGCAGCAAAGGGGGGACCAACUUCAUAUUAAUGCCCAUGAUUUUGGAAUGAGAUGUUCGAUGAGCAGGUAUCCAAAUAUAUUUGGCUGUGUAGUGUAGGUUAAUUGGGUAUUUAGAGACAGAAAGCCGCUACAACCACUCUGACAGAAUUAGAGUUUCUUGGCUGAGAUGGGAAAACCUGCCAGAAGGACAAACUCGAUCCUGGGACCCCCUUGGUUGCACAUUUUGUUUUUUGCCCUAGCAUUUCACAGCUGAUUCUAAUAAUCAAAGCUUGAUGAUGACUUGGUUUGGCAAAAACCAAAACGUGCACCCAGGGGGUGCCCCAGGACCGAGUUUGGUGAAGUGCUGUAAAGCAGAUUUUCCCAAUCUGGGAGAGUGGCCAGAUGGAAGCCACUCUUGAGAAAAAGGCCCAUGACAGCACACCUGGAGUUUGCAAAAAGGCACGUGAAAGACUGAGAGCAUAAGGAAAAAGAUGAUGUGGUCUGAUGAGACAAAAAAUUUACUUUUGGGUCUGAAUGCAAAGCGCUAUGUCUGGAGAAAACCAGGCACAGCUCAUCACCCAUCUAACACCAUCCCUACCGUGAAGCAUGGUGGUGGCAGCAUCAUGCUAUGGGGAUGCUUUUCAGUGGUAGGUACUGGGAGACUGGUAAGGAUAGAGGGAACAAUGAAUGGAACCAAAUACAGGCAAAUCCUUGAUGUGAACCUGCUUCAGCGUGCAAACGACCAUAGACUGAGGCAAAGAUUUACGUUCCAACAGGACAAUGACCCUAAGCAUACAGCCAAAGCAACGCUGGAAUGGCUUCAGAACAAGAAUGUGGAAGACCUUGAGUGGCCCAGCCAAAGCCCAGACUUGAAUCCCAUUGAAAAUCUGUGGAGAGACUUGAAAAUUGCUGUUCACCGCCGCUCCCCAUCUAAUUUAACAGAGCUUGAGAAAAUCUGCAAGGAAGAAUGGAAGAAAAUCCCCAAAGCUGAUACAGACAUACUCAAGAUGACUCAAAGCUGUAAUCGACGCCAAAGGUGCUUCUACAAAGUAUUGACUCAGGUGUGAAUACUUAUGUAAAUGAGAUACUUCUGUAUUUCAUUUUCAAUACAUUUGCAACAAUUUCUAAAAACAUGUUUUUACUUUGUCAUUAUGGGUUAUUAUGUGUAGAUGGGCGAGAUAUUUUUGUAAAAAAAAUCCAUUUUGAAUUCGGGCUGUAACGCAACAAAAUGUUGAAUAAUCAAGCGGUAUGAAUACUUUCUGAAGGCACUGCAAGCACUUACGGGUCAUGGAUUUUUUUGUCCUGUAUACUUUGUAAAUGAAUAAUAAGGGUGAAAAUGAUGGAUAAUGUGCACAAUUAUCGAUAUAUUUUAUACUAGUUAUCAUACAAAUAAUUAUUUAAAGCUGUAAUAUGUACACUGAAAAAAUAUAUAAACGCAACAUGUUGGUCUCAUGUUUCAUGAGAUGAAAAAAAAAAUCCAGAAAUGUUCCAUACGCACAAAAAGCUUAUUUCUCUCAAAUUGUGUGCACAAAUUUGUUUACAUCCCUGUUAGUGAGCAUUUAUCCUUUGCCAAGAUAAUCCAUCCACCUGACAGGUGUGACAUAUCAAGAAUCUGAUUAAACAGCAUGAACAUUACACAGGUGCACCUUGUCCUGGGGACAAUAAAAGGCCACUCUAAAAUGUGCAGUUUUGUCACACAACACAAUGCCACAGAUGUCUCAAGUUUUGAGGGAGCGUGCAAUUGACAUGCUGACUGCAGGAAUGUCCACCAGAGCUUUUGGCAUAGAGUUGAAUGUUAAUUUCUCUACCAUAAGAAGCCUCCAACGUUGUUUUAGAGAAUUUGGCAAGACAUCCAACCGGCCUCACAACCGCAGACCACGUGUAACCACGCCAGCCUGUGGGGGGUGGGGGGUCUGAGGAGUAUUUCUGUCUGUAAUAAAGCCCUUUGUGGUGACAAUCUCAUUCUGAUUGGCUGGGCCUGGCUUCCCAGUGGGUGGGCCUGGCUGCCAAGUGGGUGGGCCUAUGCCCUCCAAAGGCCCACCCAUGGCUGCACCCAUGCCCAGUCAUGUGAAAUCCAUAUAUUAGGGCCUAAUGAAUUUAUUUCAAUUGACUGAUUUCCUUAUAUGAACUGUAACGCAGUAAACUCUUUGAAAUUGUUGCAUGUUGUGUUUAUAUUUUUGUUCGUAUAACUUUUUCAGUGACUUGACCAAAUUCACAUAGAAAUGUGUGUUAUAUAUCUGUCAUUCUCAUCGAAAGCAAGUCUAAGAAGCGGUAGAUCUGUUCUAUGUGCGCUAUUUCUAUACUUCCCGUUCUUACGUUUUGUUUUUAUGUCUUUUAAUUUUGGCUUUGUACACCAGCUUCAAUCAGCUGAAAAUACAACAUUUUUGGUUAUAGAAAAUAUAUUUCACAGCGGUUUAGAUGGUACAAUGAUUCUCUACACUAUACUUGCUUGUUUUGUCACAUAAACUGAAAUUAAGCGAACUAUUAGAAUAUUAGCCACCAGGAAAUGGCAGAGCGAUUUCUGCGUAGUGCGUCUUUAAAAUAUUUCUGAGAUAUGUGAUUUAGUUGUUUAUUUUUUCAAGCCUAAAUGGUCAACAAUGUUUUUUGUGUGUGUACUCCUAUCAUUUAUUGGACUGUACAAAAUGUUCUGUACAUUGUGUCCAGUAAAAGUGGUGUCCAUUCUACUCAGGAGCACUUGUAGUUUCCAAAUCCACAGAAUUUACACCCCAAUCAAUCAUCGCUGCUAAUGUUGUGUCCCUUAUAGCCCCCAUGCAGUCUUUUUAACUGUAUUUUUAAAUCAUCACUCUGUCUAAUAGAUAACUGUGUUUAUUUAAUGAAAAUAAUUCAAAUAUACAUUUUUUAAUCAUUUAUUUCCCUGAGCCUCUUUUGGCCAUUGGAAUGCUCCGUCUGAUCAUAUGGGCGUUAGGUCAGAUAUUUACAUACACAGCCCUGACUUUGUCAUUAUGGGAUGUUGUUUGUAGAUGACAAAAUGUGGAGUAAGUCAAGGGGUAUGACAUACUUUCUGAAGGCACUAUAGAUGUAAUAACCUGACAUUUAAAGUGGGAGCCAGACCGGAUGUGUGCCUCAUUACUUGUGCUUUACUGUUCAACUCCACCGGCAGUGUUGAUAACAUCACACCAGAGGACCUGUGAGCUGGAAGCCCUUAGUGCUGCUGAGUUAUAGCUGUUCCUCUAAUAUCAAGACGUCCUGCUCCCUAACUCCUACAGUUGAAUGGCUUCCAUUUCGAAGGAGCCUUGCAGGGCCAGCAUGGCCGUAUAGGGCCUGUCAUACAGGGGAAGGUGUGAGGUGCACCGCUAGAGGACUGGAUAGAGAUACGAGUGCACAGGGUCAUCUAUCUGUCUGUGUGUGUGCGCACGUUUGUCUUUAAACUCUCUGUCCCAUGUAAACACUGGUCCGUGUCCGCAAAUGUUUUGCCUCCAUAAGGGAGACGUCGGAUUGUACCUUUAUCCUCUUAUAUCCUUCUUUUUUUGUCUUUCGCUCCCUAGCUCUGGGCCCUUCGUUAUAAUCUCCUCUCUGUGGCCCUAGGCUCCUAAAACGUUGUGAUUCUCAAGCACACUAAAUCGAUAUUAUUAAGCGGGAGGGAACUGAUUCCGUAAAUGAGUGGAGCCUUUCCCUGCAUGUGAUGAAAGCAGACCAUCAUUCUACUGUACAUAAAGGAGCAGGAAUCCAGAAACACUCAGGCAACCUAGAAAUAUAGCAAAUCUGUCAGCUUAUGGCCAAUGCUGACGCACUGAAGGAGAGGGAGAAUGAGGGAAGGCGAGGGGGAUUGAAGAAAAGGAGGGGGGCUGGAAAAAGGGGGAGAGCGAGAGAGAGAGAGGGAGUUUGAGAGAAGGGAAAUAAAAUCAAGGGAUUUGUAGAGCGCUUUAGGAUGAGGAGUGAGGCAGUGAGUGUGCUGCUUUGCGUUCUGGGGAUUUUAGUCAUAUUGCCCCGCUGAAGACUUUGAAAUGUUUCCAGUCUUUGUGUGUCAGCUGUACUGGAGGGCUGGGUAAUUAACUACUGAGUUUGUAUUACUUGACUGUGUCUGUGUUCCUCUGUUCUUUGCUACUGUGUGUAAAUCAUUUCCACUAACAUGUUGUCUGUGUUUUGCAGUGCCUGAGAAGAAGGAGACGGUUGUCUUGGCCCCGUUUGGCCGGGUUAACUCUGUGCGGGACCGUAUGCGUAAGUUCACAGAGCCCAGCCCCAGUCCCAGUGACCCGUUCCUGAAGAGGGGCUCUCAGUCUCUGAGGAACGGGACAGCCCCCAGUGCCCGAGUCCUAGGCAGAGCCAACGAGCUGAGUGAGGGGCGAGCAGCAGGGCCAGCCAACCAAACAGCAGGGACCACAGCAGUAUCCAUCAGCACCCCUACAGACAGGCACGGGAGACCGCAUGUAGGUUCUACAUCCUACUCUUCAUCCUCCUCUUCCUCAGAGAACCUUGUCCAAUGCAAGGGCACAAUUCAGUCAGGAGGCGUGGCCACCAAAGAUCUGCAAACCGCUGCUCAAUCCAUGAGCACUGUAGGCGGAGCGAAGCAGCCGGCUGAAAAGCUGCUGCACUCCUCGGGCAUCUCAAAGGAAGACAAGACCCCAGGGAGCCAGGGAGAGGCAGACCCCGACAUGAAGACCUUCCUAACUAUCGAGAUCAAAGAUGGACGCACCAUCAGCACCUCCUCCUCCUCCUCUUCCUCUUCCUCUAGAGGCAACCUGGCCUCCAUGACCCCCAUGGCCCCACGCAUCACCACCAACGCCAUGGGACAGAGAGCAGGUAGGAGCACUGCCUAAUGGAUGCUAGAUAUACUUCUGGUUCCAGAUUCUUUAUCUUUACAGACCAUAGCUUUUGAUAGAUUUGAGUUAAAUCCAAAAACAGAAGUUGAUCUAUGAAAUGAUGCGUUACCAGUGGUACCAGGCAGACUGAGUGCCUUGAGCCUACAUCAGUCAUAGACUUGCCUUUAAAUAUUUUCUCCCUUUUAAAUCUUAGAAUAGAUCAGCAAACAUUACCAGUGGAGCAUUUUGGGCCAUUUUCCAUCCCUCCAGCCCAGUGUACUGCAGCAGAUCAUAGGCACUGGUUCUGUGUGUGGAGGCAGACAGUGUAGAUACUGUGUGUUUCCUGCUCUGUCCCAGCUCCACCUCUGCAUGCUAAUAUCAGCCUUGAGAUCCCACUGGAAUCCCUGUUGCCUUGGGCCACCAGAGAUGCCACAGGGACA